CCUCCUCCUCUGAUACAGACGUGGGCUGUGUAGCCCGUUUGUUGAAGCCGACUGAUUGAAAUGACACUGAUACAGCAGAAAGCAACAAUUUAAUCAUCCACCUUGUAUUUUUCUUGAUAAAUUCUUUCUGUGUGUGUGCUUUUAAACUUUUCUCUCUCAAGUUGUGGGCAAAUAUCAGACGUGGAAGCCUGAAUUAUCAGGCAAAAUCUUGAAUUUUGACAGUUUUAUCCAAGUUACAACAGAAAGCAGCUAAAACCAUCUAAUUACAUUAAUGCAUACAGCAUCUGACUAGCUUUUAUAUAUUUAAACACACUCAUCAGGUCUAAUUCUCAUUCCUUUACAAUAAGAAUCAUGAUACCGGUUUCUUUGUUCCCUUAUUUCCUGUUUUAUUUUGAAAUUGCGCCCUCAUGUAUCACGUGUUGUUUGUUCCCUCCUUCAUCCUUAUCAGUUUGUUCCGCCUUCUCCUGUGUUGCCACCCCUGGUAUGUUUCUGGUUUUUGUUCCUCGUGUCUUCAUUGAUUUAUAUUUUGCUUUUGUUGCCACUUUGUCUUUUUUUGUCCUUUUGAGUUCUCAGUUUGUGGUUUUCCUGGAUUCUUGGUUUCUGUGUAUCGCUUGGCUUCUGUUUAAUAAAGCUCGUCUUUUUGUUUCUUUAUCCUGCCUUCCGUGUGUUUGCUGCAUUUGGAUCCUCAGCUUCCAACCGUAUCAUAACGAAUCACGACUCAGCCCGGAAACAGGAAGCAUGAAACAAAACAAAAAAAAAACAGAAUUUAAAUUAAACUUGAUCCACCUGAGACAUUCAGUCUUCACUUUGACCUCCCUUUCAUUACAGAAUAGGAUUAAAUAUUACAUUUUUAUUGGUUAGACAAUCUACCAACACAGGGAAGCCAUGUUUAACAAUUCUGAAAGAUAAGUCACAUCCUGUUGAUCAGUUUAUGUAUCAUUAUGUUUAAAACUGGUCAACAAGAUCAUCGUCUUUAGACACUUACAGCAUGAACGCAGGGUUGAGAUAAUGACAACUAGCUACACUGCAGUUCAGAUUCAAACCCAUGGCGGACGCAACGAGGACACAGUCUCUGUUCAUGUGCCGGACACUGAAACUGAGCCGCCGCAGAAUAAACGGCGGUGGAUCGGUGGCACAAUUGCUGUUACUGUCGUCGCGGCGAUUAUUGCUGUGGUUAUAUGGCGAACUUGUCAACCGGAAACGUUCAGCAAACGUUUCAUCAGGAAAUGUCUGGAGUACAAGAAAGACAACAAUGAAAGCUACUGUCAACAUGUAUUCGAUGUCUUUGAACGAGCCUACGUAGGAAAACCAGAAUCUAAGGUUUCCGUGGAAGACUAUGAUGACUUAAUGGCCGAGGUCCCCUUCAAUCAUCCAUGCCACCAGACAAUGUUUUGGAGCAAAACAAAUGAGCUGGUUCACAAGUACACCAAGGAUAAAGGUAAAAAGGACUGUUUCACCCAGGAAGACGCUCUGUUGGGAAAUAUCCUGGAUAAUGAGACAUGGUGUGGAAAGGAAGGCAGCAAUGAAACGUUCACUGAUGGCUGCCAAGGAUUAAAUUACACUGGGAACACCGCUGUUCUCUCAUUUUGGAACAGAGCCUCCGCUGCAUUUGCAGAGUACGCCUGUGGAGAAGUAACAGUGAUGCUAGACGGAUCGUUGGAAAUACCGUUUAAUCCCAACAGUACAUUUGCAAGAGUUGAGAUAAGAAGACUGAAAUAUCCUAAGGUGACGAAACUGAACGUGAUUCUGGUCACCGGAGACAAGAAUGUGUCAAAUUGUAACGCUGAUAAUUUAAAAAUCGACUUACGGAAAGCGCUGGAUUCAAACAUUUUGUAUUCCUGCAAUGAAGUAACUGAAUCUCGGGUCGCAGAUUGCUCCUCCUCCUCUGAUACAGACGUGGGCUGUGUAGCCUGUUUGUUGAAGCCGACUGAAUGAAAUGACACUGAUACAGCAGAAAGCAACAAUUUAAUCAUCCGCCUUGUAUUUUUCUUGAUAAAUUCUUUCCGUGCGUGUGUUUUUGAACUUUUCUCUCUCGUUUUAUGCUCAGAUAUCACACGUGGAAGGCUGAAUUAUCGGUCACGCUGUCCGCGAUUAUGUUCCACCGGUGACCUCGCUUCGUAUCUCCUCGUGGCUUUUCUUUAAAAUAAAAUGGUAAAACAUUGUGUGCGGCUGUUAAAUGUGACAGCGAUCGUGUGAAACGAUCUGGAGGUCGCAGCUUUGGGUUAUUAUUGACAGGAUGUUCGUCUAGCAGCCGAUUGCCACCAAAUUUCAGUCUGUAGAAAGACGAUCUGUCUUUAAGAAAGGGACGAAACUCGAAAGCUUAUUCUAGAUAUGAAUACAUUCAUCUUUAUUGUUACAUUUUAAUGGGAUUUGUGGCAACUACGCACCCAGAAACCUCCUUAAAUGACACGAGAACUAUUUUUGCUGACAUUUAAUAACGCACUCCUUAGCUGAUUUACUGCUCAACGCUCCAUUUUUUAACUUUCUUUUUUGCUUCACGUGAAACCGGAACCUGCGACCUAAGGUUAGAAUACAAGGUGUAUGCAAAUGCGCCAAAACCGCAGAACAGAAUAGAAAGUGCUCAUAAAACCAUCCCAUCUGCUCUUUGGCUCUAUCUGAAGGUGUAGCCCACAAACAUGUCUUAUCUGUGUGAAGUGCGUGAGGCGAGGGCGUGAGCACGGUGACACAGAAAGGAACUCGACAGAGUCUGAGGCCUUUUUUUUUUCUUUCUAGAGUGAGACUGCUGCGGCAGGAAGAAGGAGGCUGAGAGAAUCACCUCCUCUUUCCUCUCUGGUGGCUCUGCUUGCUUGCUGUGUCACACGUACCGUAAACUCGCCGUGCUCGGUGCUGGGAAAGACACGGUACAGGUGUCACAUGAAGGACGCCCCCCUCUGUGCAAACCACAACAUGGGGUGCUGUGACAAGUACUGUAAUGUCGGAAAACAUUAUCACGCUUUGAGUCACGGCCGCUGCCACUGACACCACGGGACUUCUAAUAAUCUUCACACGGCGGCAAGGUGUUUGUGGUUACAGUGAAACAUUCAAGGUCCAGUUUUUUCUCUGGCCUUUUAGCAUGUUUACAUAUCAGGGUCUUUGACUGUGAUUCUAAACUAUUUAUUUUUUCCAAUUUAGUCCCUUUAAGGACUGUUAUUGUAGGUGCUUUACCCCAGACAUCCAUCAUCUGACGGGAACGUGACUGCGAGCUGUUAAGAGCUCAAAUGAUUUACAUAGUUUUGUUCUGUCUGUGCGAGCGAGGGGGUUUUAGGGACUGUACAAAACACAUCCAUGAUAUCAUUCAUAGUUUUUUUUUUUAAAGUUUGGACACCUCUAGGUCUACCACCGGAGUCUCCGGAGUGCCAGACGUGAUUCAAAAAAUAGUUGUUUUUAUAGCUUGAGGGGCAAAAUCUAACAUUUGGACACCAGCCUUGACUUGAAUUAAUAGUUUGACCUUUUGGAAAACACGCUAAAUCACUUCUUUGUCGAGAGCUUGAUGAGAAGAUGGUGCCAGUCUCAUGUUUCCCCCUUAUUCAGAGCUUACGUAUGUUGUGCAAACUGUUGGCGUGACUUACGCCAUGUGCAGUCACCUAAACGGAACCGCCAUUUUCCGUGUUAGCAAAAAAUAAAAGUACAUUUCUCUAUUUAAGGGGUGUGGUAACUGUUGUUGUUAGCACAGCAUCUUAGUGAUAGGGUGUAUCAAGUUAGCCUAGCCUACCUGUAGCUGUUUCUAGCUGUUAGCUGUCGGACACCUUAUUUCUGGUCUUUAUGCUAAGCUAGAUAGAGGCAACUUUAUGUUAACCAUACAGUUAUGGUUAUUAGGUAUGUGCUUAACUUAGCAUAGCCUAGCUUAGCUUAAUGAAUGCAGUAAGCUAACCUGACUCAGUCCAAAGGUAAAAAUCUACUUACUUAGUUGCUUGUUAGCACGUCUUGACACAUUUCUUGAACCUAGCUAGUUGUUUCACCUUUAUUUCAGUCUUGUGAGAUCAUAGCCAACAUGCACUUAGCUUAGCAUAGCCUAAUACCCACAAUAAGCUAACCAGGCUCAGUCCAAAGGUAAAAAUCUACUUACUUAGUUGCUUGUUAGCACAUUUUAACUCUUUAACUUUUAUUUACUCUAGCUAGCUGUUUUACCUUUUUAUUUCAGUCUUAGCACAAAGCUAUGCUAAGCUAAGCUACAUGUCCUGUUUUUUUUAUAUGUCACACAUCUGACUAUCAGCGAGUCCAUAAUGCGGAACUUUAUCCUUCUAAGAAUUUCCUCUGACCUACAGUUCGGGCACAAACCACAAAGAAAUGCCACCAACAAACCAAAGGCGCCCUCUCAGUGAAACCAGAUGUUCUCGAUAUCGACCAAAAAAAAACCCACCGGAGGUUAAAUCAGCAAUUCAGCGCAAUAAUCCUGCAGAAUAAGGCCUAUCUGGUAAAUUCAAAUCUUGAAUUGUCAGCCAUAUCCCGCCCAGGGGAGGAUUUUUCUCCCAACACUUCCCUCGGUUGUGACGGGAUGUCCCAAAAUAACCUCCUCAAACCUCCCCGACGUCUGCUGAACUUAAUGGAGGUGGAAGCUCCAACUUCAACAAAAAAAAUCCACAUUCACAGAUAUUAACCUAAAAAUAUCACGUUUAUUAUUUUCAGUAGGUUGUGUCUUGUAAUGAACUGGUAUCAAAAUAAAUAAAAGAUUAUUUAUUUAUUUA
Messenger RNA from Acanthopagrus latus (yellowfin seabream), 4685 nucleotides. Its product is annotated as ADP-ribosyl cyclase/cyclic ADP-ribose hydrolase 1-like. The transcript is spliced from 9 exons. Lineage: Eukaryota; Metazoa; Chordata; Actinopteri; Spariformes; Sparidae. Gene Ontology annotation, biological process: positive regulation of B cell proliferation. The coding region runs from base 1009 to 1935 and encodes 308 amino acids. Gene Ontology annotation, molecular function: phosphorus-oxygen lyase activity; NAD+ nucleosidase activity. Gene Ontology annotation, cellular component: plasma membrane. The record is from RefSeq and is a predicted model, not a curated record.